GGGAAUAGGAAAAUGUGUGUUUUAGUUAAAAUGAAAAAUCCUGGAUGUCCGGUUUAGAUGGCAUUUUUAUCUCCUGCUGUCAAGCAUAUUUUGUGCGAUAUUUAUGAAGUUUUUAAGUCAAAACAUCUUCAAUUAAAUACGAAAAGUGAUGAUCUGCUGUCCCUAAAUUCAAGUUCACCAGUGGAUAAGAUACUGAAAAACAAUGAUUUGUCCUGUGGUGCAGAUUUUGUAAAAGCAAUAUUAGAUUUAUGUCCGUUAUUUGAACAAUGGUCAAAAUGUGAUAAACAAGAUUUAGUUGUAGCUUGUUCCCAUAUUACUGCAUGGUUGCCAGGUGUCAAUCAAAAUUAUGUAAACCAAUGGAUAUCAGCAUUGUUAAGUAAUGCUGGGGUAGAUAUGGUGGUUCACCUACUUCAUAUUACAGCAGCUUUGGAACGAGCACUAAGAGGGAUAUACUUGCAACAAGACUCUUCCUGUCCAUUUCUAUUGAGAGAUCUGCUUAACAGUAGUAUUGUGGUAAAUAUACUUGGAAACACACAUGGAAAACUGUUAAGAAUUUUAUUUGGUGGUCCAGAAAGUCUAAAUUUGCGGAAUUUAUUAUGGCAUGGUUUUGUCUCCCCAACAGACAUUCCAACUGUAUAUUUCUUUGCGACACUCAUUACCAUAGGAAAGAUAUCUACAUAUCUCACAGAACAUCAAGUACAAUCAGUUAAUUUGCCAUUUGUUAAGAAAGUAGAUGCUGAAUUACUAAUCUGUGAUUAUUUUAAAGGUGUGCAAAUUAAAGAACACUGCGAUGAAAUUGUUCAAAUAUUUCAAUCAUCAAACUAUGUAUCUCCUGGAAUGUUACCAUACUUUGUUGAAGCGCUAAGGUUAUUUCAAAAUUCACGGUACGGCUAUUGCGUCAUUACCCUACUACCCCAGAUAGAACACAUACUAAGAUGCAGAUAUGCUCAUUGUAAUGGAUUCCCAGAGCGAGUUAAAACAGCACAGUCCACCGAGUUCUACAUAAUUAUGGAUGAUGUUUUGAAUGAAAAUUUGAAAAAUGGAGAUAAAAAUAAAAUUCAACAUGUUAUUUCUCAUUCAGUCUUGGAGCUGUUGAUUGACAUAUUCAAUUUGCCUGCUGGUUUACGAUUAAGGGAUCAUAUUUCACAUGGUGAAAUGAAUGUUGAUGAAAUUAGUGAAGAAAUUGCUUCUGUGGUUGUGUAUUGUGCUGUUGCAGUUGCACAUAAUGUAGAGUUACAUCUGAAUGGCAAAAACACUUUUAAGGAAUCAUUUAAUGAACAUAUGUGGAGAUGCUGCCCAGAACUUAUACCAAAUAGUUUCUUUGAAAUUCUUCAUCCCUUUUUAAUGAAUUAUGAAUCUUUAUUUCAUCCUCUGUCAUUUGCCAAAAGAUACACUUUUUACUGUUUUGAUAAAUUGCAAAAAUUGGACACACUUCAAGUUCCUUCACAUAUAUCUGCAUUACUGUCUUCCAGUGAAUUACAGCAACAAAGGACAUUAUGUGAAACACUUAUAACUGCUUCAUGUCUGCAAAUUGAUGUUGUUGAAGAUAGUGAUGAGACCAUAUUAAAAUUGAAAGAAAAAUUAAAACAAAUUUUCGAAGAAAAAUUGUCAACCUUGUUCAGGUCUGAAGACUCGGAGCUGUCAGUUCUCCUUGAACAAGCAGCUUACAAAUGCAAAGUUUCGGUCGAUCAUAUAUUAGACGCCAUUGCUCAUCGUCAGGAUUUGCUUGAAAAACGUUUGUUACGUUCCCGUCAGCGCAAAAACUUUGCCAAGCUGUUACUUUGGUGUCCUGUGUUUUCUUGCGGCUUAUGUCUUCUGUGCUGUUUCUUGUUCUCUAACAUCUAUUCCACCAAAAAUUCAAUUGCCAACUCAACAAUCAAAAGGAUGAAACAGGUUUUAAAAAAUUGCGAAAAUCUAGCAUCGUUGACUGCGUCUGACAAGAACAAAUGGGACGACGCAAAGGACUUGUUUUAUAAUUUGUUGGAACUUUUUUAGAUCGCAAUGAGUUUGUAUUGCAGCAUUAAAAUUAUUCAAAUGA
Molecule: messenger RNA, 2038 nt
Organism: Ciona intestinalis (vase tunicate)
Lineage: Eukaryota; Metazoa; Chordata; Ascidiacea; Phlebobranchia; Cionidae
Product: endoplasmic reticulum membrane-associated RNA degradation protein-like
Source: RefSeq, a predicted model, not a curated record